GUACUUUUGCUGGAUACAGUCCAAGAAGAAGCGCAGAUAUAUAUAGUAAAGGCUGGUGUUCAACAAGGUAUCCAGUCAAUCAGUCGCUGGAUUGAAGAGAACCAACAACAAGCAUGGCUCCACGUGCUCUGAUUCAAGCAGCUUUCCUAGGACUCCUAGUUGUGUCCACAGCAUUCGCUGACAAACUUGACAAACUCACUAGCAAUGAGAAAACAGACUCAGUUACCGUGAAAAGCGCAUUCGCAUCUGCUUCUGAAAAGGCAAAUUUCCCUUUCGCUAACCCAUCUGCAUUCUCAUUCGGAGCCAAGAGCUUUGGCCCAUCAACCCCAGCUCCAUUCGCAUUUGACAGCUCGUUCUCAACGACCGCUGCACCGUUCAAAUCCAUUUCUUACAGCUCUACACCAGCUCCGUUCGCAUUCGGUAACUCUUUUGCAUCAAAUGCCUACGCCAACGCAGCCGCAGCUCAAUCUUUCGAUGGAGCAUCGUUCAUUGGAUCUUCCACACCUGCUCCAUUCUACGAUGGAUCAUUCGGUUCUUCCACCCCAGCUGCUCUAAUUGGAUCAUCCACCCCAGCACCUUUCUUGUCUGGCGCUGCUGUCUCUGGUGCCGCACUAUCUGAUGCAAGCUUUGCGUAUUCUUCCACCCCAUCAGUUUUAUUGGGCGGAGCUUCACCAGUUGUGUCAUCCACACCAGAACCUGUCGUCUUGAACAGAUCACCAGCUUUCGCUACGUCAUAUGGUUCCUACUACUCUGGAGCCUACGCCCCGUCUUUCGCACAAGGUGCAAUCACCAAGUCUGAAUCGAUCAGCCACGACGCCGUCGAAGUAGCAGCCGUACAAGCUAACGCACCCGCACCUCACCACGAGGUCACAAUCACCAAGGAAGUACCAGUGCCAUACUACGUCCAAGUCGAAAAGAGAGUGCCAUACCCCGUGUUGGUCCGAAUCCCACACCCAUACCCAGUUACAGUCGAGAAACAUGUGCCAUACGCCGUUAAAGUCAACGUAGACCGUCCAGUCCACGUUCCACAACCGUACCCAGUAGAAAUCGAAAAGAGAGUACCGUACCCAGUUGAAAAGCCCGUGCCCUAUGAAGUGAAAGUUCCAGUCGACAGACCAUACCCAGUACAUGUUCCAUUCGAGAAACCUGUGCCAUACGCAGUUGAGAAGCCCGUGCCAUACCCAGUGCGAGUAAAUGUUGACAGACCGUACCCAGUGGAAAAGGCAGUACCAUACCCAUACCCCGUCGAAAAACCAGUGCCAUACCCAGUAGAGAAGGCUGUGCCAUACCCAGUUGAAAAAUUGGUACCAUACGCAGUCGAAAAGAAGGUCCCAUACCCAGUCAGGUACGAUGUCCCAGUCAAAGUACCAGUUCCAGUGGAAGUCAGAGUACCAGUGUCUGUGGACAGACCAGUACCAUACCCAGUAGAAAAGAGGGUUCCAUACCCAGUCCAAGUACCAGUUGAAGUCAAGGUUCCAGUCCCGGUUGCAGCCCCAGCUCAACGUUUCGCUACAGUCCACUACUACCAACAGUCUAACGCUGGUUUAGGAUACGAAGCCAGUCAAGCUUUUGGCGGCCAAUCUGGUUACAAAGCUUUUGCUGCACAAUCUAACGAUGGUGUGCCCAACUUCUACUACAACACUCCCUCAAACGCCGUGAUUCUUAACAACCAAAACUUGAAAACACCCGAACAAUUGGCUGUGACCGGUUCCAAAUUCUCAUACGGUGCCUCUGGUUUGGCUCCAUCUUUUGACAGUGCAUCUGCAUACGCAGGUUUUGCUUCAGGCAGUGCUUCUGGAUUUGCUCCAGCCUCUGGAAGUUCAUUCUACAGCUCUACUCCAGCUGCCGGAAGUGCAUUCUAUAGCUCUACUCCAGCUGCCGGAAGUGCAUUCUACAGCUCUACAUCUAGCCCAAUAACCUCAUACAGCUCGACUGCCAGCCCAGCUGGACUCUUCGGCUCAAACUUCGCCCAAGACGGUUUCAGCAGCACAUCAGCUCCAUUCAGCUUCGGCCAACAAUCUUUCUUCGGAUCAUCAACACCUGCUCCGUUCAGCUCUUUCUCCGCUGGCUCAGCUGAUGCAUCAUCUUUAUUCAAGUCAACCAACUUCGGAUCCGCCGGACAAGAAGCAGUUGCCAUUGGAGGUGCAUCCACCAAGGUCCAAGAAAAGGUAGAGUCAAAAACUGAAGACUCAAAUGUUGUAAAGAAAUAGAUUUCUAUGUUUCAAUUAUAACUAAAAUGUGCACUUUCACAUUUUUAAAAAGCUACUGAAUAAUAGAAAUAUUUUCAAAUAUAUAUAUAAUAUAUAUAUAUUUUUAAAUACUUUCUAUGAUUAUGAAUAAUUUUACCACACGUUUUAUAAGUUAGGAAUACAUUCAUUUGUAAUAUUAUAAAUAAAUAAAAAUGAUGAGCAUUAA
Molecule: messenger RNA, 2415 nt
Organism: Myzus persicae (green peach aphid)
Lineage: Eukaryota; Metazoa; Arthropoda; Insecta; Hemiptera; Aphididae
Product: calphotin-like
Exons: 2
Coding region: 114-2210 (698 amino acids)
Source: RefSeq, a predicted model, not a curated record